AUGAUAUUCCUUCUUGUUAUUUUCCUUAUUAUUUUAUCCCUUUCAUUUAAUGAACAAUUUCAUCUUAGGGCCAAACGAAUACAACGCCCUAUUAACGUAUACUAUAAGGAUUAUUCUGAAAAAUUAUCAAAGGAGCAAAAAGAUAAAUUAAUGAAAAUACUACUCUAUGGGAAAAACACAGAACCAGAGGAUGAUACAGCAAACUCUAUUGAUAUAAAUAAAAUGUAUGCGAAGGAGAAAGAACUGGAAUCCUUGCUCAAGGGACAGGAGGAAUUGUCCCGACAAAUUCGAAAGGAGUUACACGGAUACACCAGAGGAAACAAACAAAUGUCCAUUAAAUAUAACCAUGGAAUAAACACUACAAACGGAGACGACUCAACGGAUGUGAAAAAGGGAGAAGACCAUUUUGACGUAGAUACGGAAAUUGAUGUCUCCACUGAUUCGAUGAGGGAACCCAUAGUACUAAUUAAGAUUCCAGCAGUUAAUAUUUACAACCAAAUGGAAAUGUUACAUGAUAUUGGGGACUUGAUGGAUUUAAAAAAUGAAGACAUGUUUUACUGA
Molecule: messenger RNA, 561 nt
Organism: Plasmodium gonderi
Lineage: Eukaryota; Apicomplexa; Aconoidasida; Haemosporida; Plasmodiidae
Exons: 4
Coding region: 1-561 (186 amino acids)
Source: RefSeq, a predicted model, not a curated record